Messenger RNA from Medioppia subpectinata, 549 nucleotides. NCBI's taxonomy places the organism in Eukaryota, Metazoa, Arthropoda, Arachnida, Sarcoptiformes, Oppiidae. The record is from the annotation of a GenBank genome assembly.
GCGUCCACUUUGCAAGACUUGGAGCGCGAGUUGAAAGCCGUGAGACUCGAGUUGGAAAGAGUGGAGUCGGAAAAGGAGCGCUUCUCGCAGGACAUGACAGAAAUGAGCAAAGCGUCGGAAGAGACGGAAUGGGAGCGCAGGAGUCUGAGAGUGGAGUUGAAGGAACUGAAGCUGAGAGAGUCGCGACUCUUGGCCGACAACAACGAACUCGAAGAAGAGAACAUUUCGCUGCAAAAACAGGUCUCUGUUCUCAAGUCGUCUCAAGUGGACUUCGAGACGUCCAAACACGAGGUGAGGCGUCUUCAGGAGGACAUGGAGGCGUUGAACGCUCAGCUCGAGGAAUACGAACACUUGAAGCGGAUCGCCGAACGGCAGAUGGAAGAGGCGUUGGAAGCGUUGCAAUCGGAAAGAGAGCAGAAAUACGCGGUGAAGAAGGAGUUGGACCGCCGGAUAAACUCGGAUUCGAUCCACAACUUGUCGACAUUCGCGGGAUUCGCGGGUUUGAAGUUCGCAAGUAAGCGGUCGGCGGACAACGGCUCGCAUUCUUUC